ACUCGCUGGCGCCCGAGUGGGAGGACGGCAGCUGCCCGCUCCCUCCUCCCCACACCCCGGCUACCUGCCCAGUCCCCGAAGCGAAGCGUGAGGAGGCAGCGAGCCAGCCGGGCCGAGCCCAUAACUUUGCGGCCUCGAAGAGGACGAGUGCCGACGUCCAGAGCUCCUCUUGUCGGCGACCGGAGCUCGGAAUGUAAUCGAGGAUGCUGGCCCUUCGGCUGCUCAACGUGGUGGCCCCUGCCUACUUCCUGUGCAUCGCCCUGGUGACCUUUGUGCUGCAGCUCUUCCUCUUCCUGCCCAGCAUGCGCGAGGACCCUGCAGCCGCCCCGCUCUUCUCGCCCGCCCUGCUCCAUGGGGCAUUCUUUCUAUUCCUCUCUGCCAACGCCCUGGGCAAUUACGUCCUGGUCAUCCAGAACUCCCCAGACGAUCUGGGCGCCUGCCAGGGGACCUCAGCCAGGAGGGCGCCAUGCCCCCCGCCCAGCACCCACUUCUGCCGAGUGUGCGCCAGGGUCACUCUGAGGCACGACCACCACUGUUUCUUCACGGGCAACUGCAUCGGCAGCAGGAACAUGCGCAACUUCGUCCUGUUCUGCCUCUACACCUCCCUCGCCUGCCUCUACUCCAUGGUGGCCGGCGUGGCCUACAUCUCCGCAGUCCUUUCCAUCUCCUUCUCCCACCCCCUGGCCUUCCUCACGCUCCUGCCCACCUCCAUCAGCCAGUUCUUCUCCGGAGCUGUCCUUGGUUCUGAAAUGUUCGUCAUCCUCAUGCUCUACCUCUGGUUUGCCAUCGGCCUGGCCUGCGCUGGCUUCUGCUGCCACCAGCUGCUGUUGAUCCUCCGGGGACAGACCCGCCACCAGGUGCGAAAGGGGGUGGCUGUGCGGGCCCGGCCUUGGCGCAAGAACUUACAGGAGGUCUUCGGGAAGAGGUGGCUGCUGGGCCUGCUGGUCCCCAUGUUCAAUGUUGGAAGUGAGAGCGCCAAGCAGCGGGACAAGUAGCAGGCCCUCCCAUCAUCUCUCUUUCUCUCUGUGUCUUGAUUCCUCCUGAACAUAAGACCACACGACCUUGAAUCCACCCAUGACCCACUACAAGCUUGGGCUGGUAAGGUCCCAGCGUCCACCCCUGGUCUGUGACCCAUAGAGAACUUCAUUGGCUGGUGGAUCAUGACAAGGAGGAAAAAUGGCCACCCAGGCAUUGCUAGGUUUCCCACAAGCUAGACAGGUAGCUUCUAACUCUUAGGAUGCCUCUGCUUUUAUUUCUUAUCUUUGGGGGUCCUGGCUUUUCCCCUCUGCCUGGCUCAUCCACUCUCUAGUGAGUCUGAUGUCAUCACUGCUAUCUGCUAGAACCCUUCCUCUCAGCCGCCAUGCUGGGAG
This is a messenger RNA of Trichechus manatus latirostris (Florida manatee), 1370 nucleotides long. RefSeq names its product zinc finger DHHC-type palmitoyltransferase 22 (gene ZDHHC22). Gene Ontology annotation, molecular function: palmitoyltransferase activity. The coding region runs from base 204 to 995 and encodes 263 amino acids. Gene Ontology annotation, biological process: protein palmitoylation. The record is from RefSeq and is a predicted model, not a curated record. Gene Ontology annotation, cellular component: Golgi apparatus. The transcript has 3 exons. NCBI's taxonomy places the organism in Eukaryota, Metazoa, Chordata, Mammalia, Sirenia, Trichechidae.